AUUUACCGGAAGUGCUUAUUUACGGACCAACAUAUUUAGCUUAACGCAAGCGUUAUCACGGCCAAUUCCAAUCUGAUUUGUAAAGUUAAUAAACUGCUUUCAUUUCGCUGAAACGAUUCAUUGUGUUCGCUGGGUGCCUUGGUGGAGCUGCAAACUGCAUCAGUCAAACAUCUAAACUCUUCUCUCUUCCUUAAACAUACAACUUUCGACCCAUUUAAAGACCUCUGUCUCUCUGGCUCCCACAUGAGCGCAGUGUUCUAUUCCCGCUGGGCCGAGCGCCAUGCCUGACCGGGAUAGCACCUACCCGGCAGGUGGCGGUGGUGGAGGUAGCGUGACUGGGGUGGGCACUGGGGUUGGGGAGGAGGCCAGUUCAGGGUCAGUUUUGGGUGGAGGGGUAGCAGAAGGUCGAGUGACCAUGGGGGGCAGUUCAGUGGGUUGUGGAGGGGGUAACGGAGGUGGUGGGGCAUUAGGAAAUGGGAAUAGCUGCGGUGGUUUCAGCUCCAGUUUGGGACUCGACGGCGUUUGCCGGGACUUUUUGCGGAACGUGUGCAAGCGUGGCAAACGUUGCCGUUUCCGCCAUCCGGACUUCAGUGAGGUUCCUGAUUUGGGAGUGCAGAAGAACGAAUUCAUCUUCUGUCAUGACCACCAAAACAAAGAGUGCGUGCGCACCAAUUGCCGAUUUGUUCACGGAUCUAAAGAGGACGAGGACUAUUAUAAGAAAACUGGCGAGUUGCCCUUGCGACUAAGGGGGAAGGUGGCUGCCGGAUUGGGACUGUCCCCUACCGAUCUUCCCUUGAGCCGUGGUGAAGUCCCCAUUUGCAGAGACUACCUGAAAGGUGAAUGCCAGAGGAGCAACAAGUGCAAGUUCCGUCACGUGCAGAAAGACUACGAGUACGAGGCUUCGUCGAGGGUUGGGGUUGGAUGUAUGAUGGGUGUAACGGGUGGGGUUAGUGGGAUGGUAAACACAGGUGGAGGAGGGGCGGUUGGUGUUGGUGUUGCUUGUGGUGGGAUGUCUGGACUUGUUGGUGGUGGUGGUGUAGGAAAUUACAUGGGGAUGGGAUGUCCCAACAUGGGUGGAUACAGAGAACAAGGACUGUCAGGUGGAGGGGGAGGCGGGGGUUCGAUGAGUGGCUGCAUGUCAAUAGGCACUGCCAGUCAUCGACGUUACGACAGGGGCCCAUGCUCCGUGUAUGACCCCCUUUUUGAAAAUGGCUUGUUUGAAGCAGGGCCAGUGGAAGCUCCUGUUGACUACACGGCCCACCAGCUGAAGAGACGGCGAUUAGAAGGGUUGAGAUUUACUGAUGUGGCUGGAGGAGGACAUUAUGACCUGGGGGUUCAGGCCACCCUUCCAACCCGACCACUAGAAUACCGUUUACUAGAAGAGGAGAAUGCCUUAUUGAGAAAAAGAGUGGAGGAGCUUAAGAAACAGGUGUCCAACCUCUUAGCCACCAACGAGGUCCUCUUGGAGCAGAACGCUCAGUUCAGAAGUCAAGCUAAAGUGAUGACGCUGUCCUCCACCCCUGCACCGUCCGAUCAGAGUCUGGUGACCCCUGUUGGUUCCGUGAGCUCCUACAACCAUGGCAUCGCCCAGACGCACACCACUCUUAGCAACGCCGGUCUGCAGCCCCGCCCCGUCACCCAACAAGAUUUGGUGGCCCCAGCAGGCGCUCCAACCGCACCUCAAGCAAAUGCGGCACCCCCCACCGCACCACCACCCCAUCUGAACCCUGACCCCAUCUCAGCUGCACUGGCUCAGACUAUUGCCCAGGGAAUGGCACCUCCUGUUUCCAUGGCCCCUGUAACAGUUUCAGUAGCGCCAGUUGCCGUGUCAAUGGCACAGCCGUUGGCGGGGAUCACAAUAAGUCAUGCCACAACGCCAAUGGUGACGUACCCCAUUGCCAGUCAAAGUAUGAGAAUCACGACUUUGCCUCAUUAACAUGGGCUGAACUCUUAAAGGGAUAGUUCACCCACAAAUGAAAAUUCUGUCAUCAUUUAAUCACCCAUGUGUCAUUUUACACGUCAAUGACUUGAAUGUCUUCUAUGAAAAGUAAAUGAUGACAGAAUAAUUGUACCCCUUUAAGCAGUAUAUACUGUAUGUGCUUGCCCUCAAUAUACACAUAAUAACUCAGUUUAUGUUUUACAAAAUCAGGAAACUUCACUAAUACCCUUUUUUUUACUUUCCAGUCAAGUUUCUCAGGUUAAAGGACUAUUUUCAUUGAACUCUGAGAAUUCUGUAGAAAAAAUACAGAUUCACUUGAAAAUGUACAGAACAUGAUUCGUUAUUUUUCUCGUGCUUUAGUGGACAAUUGCUUUUAAUCGAGUGCCGAAGUGUGCCAUAAAGACUCCAAAAAUGCCUACUUUCCAGGCUUUGGAUAUGGACUUUAACACCAACCCAUGUGAACUCAUUUUUGAAAGAUUCUGUAAAAUAUUCAAAAGCUAAUCUCUACAGAAGGAUUGUGAAUUUACUUGUUAGCUGUCAGUUUAAGUUUUACUCCAUACUAAUCGUUUGUUUUGUGAAUGGUUUCUUGUGAACUGAAUAGAAGUAUUUUUCACAAAAUGAAUGAACAAGAAAAUCAGAUACCUUUAAGCACCAUUAUCAAUUCUUGUCAUGUUUAAUACAAAAAAAGAAAAAGGUGAGCAUAAUUUGUUUUAUGUAGUUCCUAUGGAAACUAAACGCAUUGUUCAGUGAGAAUACUGAUUGUGGUUCCUUCAGGUCAGGUGAGUACCUUUCUCAAGUGUUUCUCAAAUGAUUUCGCAAACUUGUUUUUGUAGUCUCUUUCGUUCAAUAUAUGGUAUUAUUUUACAUAAUAACCCUCAUGUUCUGUUGACAUUGACUUCCAGGUUGUUUUGGGAUCCCAGAAACAUUUAAGCGAUGUGACAUUUUGAAAUGAGCCUAUUUUUUUCCCCCUUCAAAUAUAUGAAAAAGAAAAUCUCCACCCAAAUGAAAACCACAUGGACAAAUAUUUGUGAUGCUUUAGCCUGUUGUUGUGCCACAAAGUAGGUAUGCACUUUUUUAAUUGUCAGGACAGGAUUAUACUCCAAUUAUAAAAUAUUUCAUUGCAUUGAGAACUAAAACACAUGGAAGACUUUUGAAACAUUAAGUUGAAAUCUUAUUCACAAUCAGUUCUGUUUAAAUUACAUAAAUCAUAAUCUGUCAAUCUGAUUCGUCAGUGUCUUAUAGUAUUUUUUUAUGCUAGGAUUUGGGGUCUCUCUGUCCUGUCCAGUACAUGAGGGUUAAAGGAUAUUCUGGGAUCAAUCAAACAGCGUUUGUGUCAUGAUAUUGAUUAACACAAAAGUGUAUUUCGACUUGUCCCUCCUUUUCUUUGAAAAAAAUAAAAGCAAAAAUCUGGGUUACAGUGAGGCACUUACAAUGGAAGUGAAUGGGGGUCGAUCCGUAAAUGUUAAAAUACUCACCGUUUCAAACGUAUUGGCACAAGACGCAAACAAUAUGCACAUUAACAUGAUUUUAGUGUGAUAAAAGCACUAACUUACCUAAUUGUGUAAAGUUAUAUCCAAUUUUACAACUUCGUUGCCAUGGCAGCAUAACCCUGUAAACCCCAAAACCAUAACACGAUGAUUUUAACAACUUUACAGUUUAAAUAAGACACAGGUUUUAACAGAAUAGUUAAUCUAAAUGCUUUUAUAAAAUUACAAGCUUAACAUUUCUGUCUUUAAACCCUCCAAAAAUUGGCCACAUUCACUUCCAUUGUAAGUGCCUCACUGUACCUCCAUUUCUUCCCUACCAAUGUGGUUUUGCAACUAUUUUGAAAGAAGGGACCAGUCGAAAUUAUUUUUGUGGUAAUCAACAUUAUGCCACAUAAUGCUGUAGAUUGAGCUCAAAGUAUAUUGAACCCGGAAUAUUCCUUAAUGAGGAGGGAGACUUUCUAAUAUUGUAAAGCAAAAAGAAUAUUUUUUCACAGUACUGUUAGCUAUUUUAGAAAUAUGUUAAAAUGGCCAGACAAUGUGACCACUUCCCAAGUGUAUGUCUUCAGGGGAGCUGCCAGCCUUGUAGGCCUGCAGAACAUGAGCAAUAAAGGGAAAUAAAAAGGAAAUGGGUGAAUUUAGAUCAAUUUGGAACCAAUCCUUAUGAAACAAGUUUGUCCUACUGGGAAAACUGAAAUUGUUUAAAUUCCAAAACAAAUAAAAUGAUAAUAAAUAGAAUUUUCUGUUUUAUUUAGAAUUUCCACAAUGUAAUUUGAUCAGUGGAGGAUUAUUUGAGGAGUGUUGGUUGCUUCCAUUUGGAUUGGUUAUGAUUAAGUUUUCUUUUUACCUGGGAUUAUGACUAGUCAAAAUUGCCAUAUCUGAUAUGCUAUCUGUUAGGGUACAACAGGGCUAAAGGCAUACCUUA
This is a messenger RNA of Xyrauchen texanus (razorback sucker), 4348 nucleotides long. Its product is annotated as zinc finger CCCH domain-containing protein 10-like. The record is from RefSeq and is a predicted model, not a curated record. The transcript has 3 exons. The coding region runs from base 281 to 1936 and encodes 551 amino acids. NCBI's taxonomy places the organism in Eukaryota, Metazoa, Chordata, Actinopteri, Cypriniformes, Catostomidae. Gene Ontology annotation, molecular function: metal ion binding.